Molecule: messenger RNA, 650 nt
Organism: Cydia amplana
Lineage: Eukaryota; Metazoa; Arthropoda; Insecta; Lepidoptera; Tortricidae
Exons: 2
Coding region: 6-650 (214 amino acids)
Source: RefSeq, a predicted model, not a curated record
UCGUUAUGUCAGUAUAUAUUGACAAUCUUUAUUUUUCCUGUGUGUAUAUCGCUAUAUUCCUAGCUAACGUCAGAAAUACCACGGACAAUACCGCACUUAUUAUAAACCUUCAAAAAGCUUUAAGAAAUUUACGUUACGUAAAUAUUCACUUAAAAACGUUAACUAUUUGGAACAUUAUUUCAAUGCUUACAAUUGUGUUGUAUUUUUUUAUUACUUUCUUUACUACGUGUGAUAAAUAUACUAUGUCAUCGAUAUUAAACCUUUUUCCCCUGAUGUAUUUCGAUAUUCACAUAAUAUACACAUAUCGUAUGAUGUGGAUUAUUAAAGAAGAAUUAAAAAUGUGGUUAAAUGAAAUGCAACAAUAUCGGGAAACAUGCCUUAAAUCGGCGGAGUAUAAGAACAUGCCAAGCGGAAAUAGAAAAUUUGAAACAUUCCAAUAUAUUUUCAAUGCUUUUGACAUAUACAGAAAAGUCUGUAAAGUCCCGGUAAAUGACUUUCGGCGAUUGUGCAAGAAUGUGGCGCGACUGAAACGGGCGCGUUUUGAGCGCGUGCGAGUCUGUGGCAUACCACUGCAGUUCAGGCUGGUGUUGCAGACCAUUGGAGUGAUCACCGGGUACACCGCCGUUAUAUUGCAGUUUAACAUCGGCUAA